CGUAUCUAUUGUCCAUGGAAAUACUGCCAAGUGUUCCCCUACACUUGCCGCGACAUGAUUCGCAGUGUGAGAAGCGGAUAUGUAUCAUUGGAGCGGGACCGGGAGGCCUUGCUGCUCUGAAAGUCAUAUCAGAGUCCGCUUACUUCAAGUCAGGGAAAUGGUCGGUCAUCGCGUAUGAGACCCGGGAAAACGUCGGGGGAAUAUGGCUGCCUGCCCCGCCGGUUGUUGACGCCUACAAUGCACCCAUGACGCCUCUUUACGAUUCAUUAACUACGAAUUUGCCUCAUCCUAUAAUGGCAUAUACCAGUUACUCCUUUCCGCCAGAGACUUCGUUGUUUCCGUCAGCACACGUGGUGCAAACGUAUCUCGAGUCGUAUGCUGCAUACUUCAGUCUUAUGUCCCUCAUCAAGUUCGACACCACGGUGUUAGAUGCACGAUGGGAAUCAACGCAGUGGACAAAUGGUAGAGCCUCUCACUCUGCAUGGUAUAGAAAACCUGAUUUUCUGGGGGACAAAAUACUUGUUGUUGGAGGCGGACCCAGCGGUCAGGACAUUGCUGCCGAGAUGUGCAUAGUUUCUUCAGUUGUUGUCCAUUCAGUCGAUGCCCCUGGCGCAAUGACGAAUGACGCUGUAAACCCUAUCCAGAGAGGUCGGCUUAUCGAAUUCAAGGCUAACGGACAAGUAGUUUUUGACGAUGGCACGACGGAAGAUAAUAUCGACCAUUGUAUUCUAGCGACCGGAUUCCAUAUGCAUUUCCCUUUCUUGGAGGGGGCAUCCAUGAUCAACCAGAACAUACCACCGGACUUCCCUCCAUUACCUCCCGGCGAGCUUUUCAACUCAACAUACCACGUGUUUCCCCUUGCAAAGCAUUUAUUCCCGCUUCAAGCUCGAUAUCCUAUCUCCUCCAUCGCCUUCAUGGGCCUCGUCAUAAGGGUCGCGCCGUUUCCACUUAUGGAGGCUCAAGCGUAUGCGAUUGUGCGAGCGUUUUCCGACCCUUCAUCUCUAAAUCCUAUCGCGGAAACUGUCGAUAUCAUUACUCGCACUGACAAACUUAGACACGCUGGUGCUUCAAGACCUCUAGACAUCGCCAAAGCCUGGUUCCGAUUCGAUAGGGAAGAUCAAUGGAAUUAUCGAGAUGCGUUGUAUCAGUUUGCACAGGGCAUGGGGUCUGGGACUCCGCUCAUCAAAGUCACAGAGUGGGAGAAAGAAUUAUACGAUUUGAAAACGGAAGUGAGGUCGGGAUGGGAAGAUUUGGAGAAGUCGGGGGAUUCGAGUGAGUGGUUGAGAGACGUUGGGAAGAAUGGGGUGCAGGAUUGGGUAGGGUUGAUGUAUCGUGUGGCGGAUUAUGCCAGGAGUCGAAAGAACUUGUUGGAAAGAUCGUGA
Suillus subaureus is the source of this 1382-nucleotide messenger RNA. RefSeq lists its product as uncharacterized. The record is from RefSeq and is a predicted model, not a curated record. NCBI's taxonomy places the organism in Eukaryota, Fungi, Basidiomycota, Agaricomycetes, Boletales, Suillaceae. The transcript is spliced from 4 exons. Gene Ontology annotation, molecular function: N,N-dimethylaniline monooxygenase activity; flavin adenine dinucleotide binding; NADP binding. The coding region runs from base 15 to 1382 and encodes 455 amino acids.